Diorhabda sublineata is the source of this 1476-nucleotide messenger RNA. RefSeq names its product ubiquitin carboxyl-terminal hydrolase 8-like. The transcript has 7 exons. Lineage: Eukaryota; Metazoa; Arthropoda; Insecta; Coleoptera; Chrysomelidae. Bases 1 to 1476 code for a protein of 491 amino acids. Gene Ontology annotation, cellular component: cytoplasm. Gene Ontology annotation, biological process: protein deubiquitination. The record is from RefSeq and is a predicted model, not a curated record. Gene Ontology annotation, molecular function: cysteine-type deubiquitinase activity.
AUGGAAGAUCAUUUCAUAGAACCUGAGAAACUACUCUCAAUCCUUCAAUCAUGUGAUAAUUUUCUUAUUGUUGAUAUUCGUCCAGUUAAAGAUUUUUUAAAAACUAAAAUCAAUCCCAGUAAAGGGUAUAUUAUUAACAUUCCUGAAUCUUUCAUAAUACCAGGAUCUUCUGCAAAUGCUUUGGGAUAUCGUCUUGUGUCUUCGGCAAAAAAACUUUGGGACAAAAGGGACCAAUUUCAUAUCUUAAUUCUAUUAGAUAAAGACACUAUACAACGCAACUAUUUAGGCACAGGAUUAUCAAGAUUGAGGAAUAUUAUUGUAAAAUGUGAUAUAUGGCGUAGAAAUACACAUGAACCAGUUAUAUUGAAUGGAGGCUUGAAAGAAUUUGUUCAAUGUUAUCCCACCAGAGUUAUCAAUGCUUAUAAGCUUUUGAAGCAGGUUAAUCCCGAGAUGUACAAGCUGCAGGAAUUAGAAAAAUUGGAAUACGUGAAUCGAUAUUUAGGCUCAUUCUCAGAGAUAAAAGUAGAGGCUAGAAUGCUGGAGGACAUUUCCCCCUACAACAGGGACAGCAAAAAAAUUGUUUUACCAGAAGCGUUAGCUCCUGUGUGUAAUGAAAUUGAUAACAUUAAAAUUGAUACGGCUGUGGAAGAACAUCAGAAAACAACAAAACCAUCAUUUCAUGGAGAGAGUAAGCAUGGAAAUACAAGAGGAAACCGAUUGAUAAGAACAAAAAGAAUCAGAGCUUCUUCUUUGAAACCAUCAUCUGUGGAUUGUACUGUCAGACCAGUAGCUAUAAUUGAAGACGGUUUCACUGGAUUAGAAAACUCGGGAAAUAUAUGCUACAUGAAUAGUUUGUUACAGUGCCUAAAAGUAAUUCCUAUCAUUAAGGAAACUUAUGUUACAUCUGACAAAUAUCUGUCUUAUACAACUAGAAAGCCUCCAAAUAUUAAUAAUCAUCUAGCAGAAGUCCUACGACAGCUUUGGAGUGGAACAAGUAGUAAGCCUAGAAUAUAUUUUAUAUCAGAGUUCAAAAAUCGGAUAGUUGAGUUCGCUCCCAAUUAUAACAAUAACACUCACGAAGAUUGCUUCGAAUUUUUCUUGUUUCUGUUCAACUUAGUCAGUGAAGAUUGCUCAACAGAUUUACCUAUUAAAGUAGAGACUGAGAGUGAAAAAGCCUGGUUUAGUCACUUACAAGGCCGUUCUUCCUUUUGGAUUGAAACGUUUUAUUUCCAAUUUAAGAAUGUAAAAGUUUGCCGCAACUGUCAUGAAACACAUGUAUCAUUCGAGACUGAGGGGGCUUUGUUUUUACCCGUACCAAACAAAAAUUGUACUUUAGAUGGCCUGAUUAAUGACUACAUGAAAGAGAGCAGUUUAGUUGAUUAUCCAUGUAAUAACUGUAAAUCAGUUAACACUAUAAUAAAUCGAAAAGAAGUCUCCAUUGAACCCAAAGUUUUUGCUGUGGUACUGAAACGGUAA